ACACGCGUCCCGACGCCCGGGAAUGCGUCCGUCGACGGAGGUGUAGUUUCGCCGCGCGAAUUCACGAAUCGUGCGGGUGACAACUUCGUCGGAAAAACGUGCAAAAUUCGCGGGUCCACUCGAAGAGGGAAAAAAAAAGAGUGCGCGGACAAGCGGAAAAAAAGGGAUAUACGCGCGUAUAUGGCGCGCCGUGUCACACUCUUGCCAGUAUAAUGCUACACUUUCUUCGCGAGAAUGAGGGUGGCACGGCUAUUACUGUGCUGCGUACUUCUCGAAGACUACAGCACCAAUCUCGGCGGAACGGCAAUUACCAGUGACGCCAUGCGCCAAGACGGCUCCUCGUCCGCGACGAAUCCGACGCUAUCAGAUGUGCCGAGCUUCUCCGAGCCGAUCGGCAACGUGACCGCCGCUAUCGGCAAAGAGGUCGCCCUCUCCUGUACCAUCAGGAAAGUGGGAAAUUACAAGGUGGGAUGGCUACGUGCCGAGGAUCAGACGAUACUGUCGAUGGGGGAUCGCAAGGUCAUCCAGUCGACGCGAUUCUUUGUCACCCUGGAGAACGCCAAGACGAAGAACCAGACGCAAUCGCGGGAGGACGAGGAGGCCACUUGGCAGCUGCAUAUUCGGGGGCUGAAGGAGGCCGAUCGUGGCUGCUACAUGUGCCAACUCAACACCAAGCCCAUGUUAAGCCAGCUGGGAUGCGUGGACGUCCUAGUGCCACCCGAUAUUCUGAGUUCUGGCACCUCGGACGGCGAGGUCUCCGUUCUCGAGGGCGAGAACGCCACGUUGUCGUGCAAGGCGUCCGGACGGCCGCCGCCUCGCGUGUUUUGGCGACGCGAGAAAAGUGAUUUCAUUCUCAUGAGGGGUGUUCACGAUGUUCCGUUGAUACAAGUGGACAACCUGUCGGGCGAGAGGCUAGAAUUAACCAGGGUAGACAGGAGGCAAAUGGGGGCUUAUCUUUGCAUAGCUAGAAACGAAGUGCCUCCGGCGGUCAGCAAGAGGGUUAAUCUAAAAGUAAAUUUCCCUCCUAGCGCAAAAGCGCCCAAUCAGCUGCUCAGUUCACCCCUGGAUACAAACGUGUCGCUAAUCUGCUUAAUCGAGGCUUAUCCCAAGACGAUUAACUUGUGGAUGCGGAAGGAGCAAGUUAUCAUGAGCGGGGGCAGAUACGAAAUCGACGAGUUAGGGGACCCCGACGAGGAAUGGAAGACGACGAUCGUGUUGAAGAUAAGACGCUUGGAGAAAACGGAUUUGGGUGAAUACACGUGCUCAGCCUCCUCAAGCAUGGGAAAAGCCGAGGCGACUCUCAGGGUGUACGAGAUCGAGCGCGUAACCGUGCCCAAUCGCGUCACCUCGACCAACUGGAAGCAGCGACUGAACCGAGGCAAGUCAAAGCCCGGGCAAGGGACGAUGGUCAAUCGGGUCUAUCAGCAGGUGAGCACGCCGGCGAUGCAGAAGAGCACCGCGCGAUUGGUUUACAACAGGUACGCGACCACGUCGACCACCGCGGAUCCGCGCGCGCCCUUAAUCAAGGACCAGGGUAACGCCUUUAAGCAUAACAACCGCAACGACAACCAGCAGAAUCUCAAGGAUCGCAGCGUCGCGAACGCGAUCAUCGCCAGCAAGCGGAUCGUCCUGCCGCUCUGUCUCAUAUUGUUCUCGACAGUGCGAUAAGACGUGAGGUGACGGGAACUACGUGAACGACGACGACGACGACGACGAUGGAUACCCCUUCGCGAAAGGAAUUACUCCGUGAGCCAGCAUGGAAUUGCGUUCAUCGAUCGGACGAAAAGAGACGAGGGAAGCGAAAGAAGUCUCGCGAACGAAAAACGCGGGGCGGGAAAGGGGGGAGGGGGGGUAACAAUUCUCAGACAACGACGACGAGGGGCUGAUGGAAGAACUUGUGCCGUUUAAUUAGCCAGAUCAACAUUCUUAGCAGCACGAGGAAAGAUCGAAAGGCAAGCGAACGCUUGGACGCUUUUACAGGGUAAGAUCGUAGGGAAGCGAACACUUGGUCGCAUGGCUAGGUGGGAAACGAGAGGGAAAGGGGGGAAGGAAGAAAGAGUCUGAUCCGUUAAUGCGAGCGAAUGUUGCCCGAGAUAACCGCUGCGGAUUUUUACGGAAAGACGCUUACGAAUGUAUUUUUUAUGACCCUUUUAUCCGUUGCUAACGUGCGAAAAGUUCGGGGAUGAAACGUGCUCUCUUUGGUUUGGAGAUUAAAUAUAUAAUAUCAUCCGGAUAAUUUUAAUUCUCGAACAGCAGCACACUUAGUAUAGUUUAUUCCAAGCCGUACUAAAAUUUUACAUUUAUUUGUAUUCUAAAAUAAACUUUUAUCAUUCAAUUUUAAUUGUGUUAUACCCA
This is a messenger RNA of Wasmannia auropunctata (little fire ant), 2355 nucleotides long. RefSeq names its product lachesin-like. NCBI's taxonomy places the organism in Eukaryota, Metazoa, Arthropoda, Insecta, Hymenoptera, Formicidae. The record is from RefSeq and is a predicted model, not a curated record. The transcript is spliced from 9 exons. Bases 235 to 1668 code for a protein of 477 amino acids. Gene Ontology annotation, cellular component: neuron projection.